Messenger RNA from Chlamydomonas reinhardtii, 3982 nucleotides. RefSeq lists its product as uncharacterized. The transcript has 12 exons. The coding region runs from base 245 to 3070 and encodes 941 amino acids. Lineage: Eukaryota; Viridiplantae; Chlorophyta; Chlorophyceae; Chlamydomonadales; Chlamydomonadaceae. The record is from RefSeq and is a predicted model, not a curated record.
GUUGAGCAGCAAUAGAUUAUGCUAAAUUCAAUACAACAUCAUACUGCUCGGGUGGUUAGUUGACCUGGCGCGCAAGCCGGGGUGCUCAUUGUCCGCUCAGGAACCCCCGAAAAGCUAGGAAUUAUAAGAUGGGGGCAAUAUGACAUAACGGGCAAGCGAGAACUGUGCUCUCCGGGGGCUGCGGUUUUAGAAAGCCAGGAAUCGCUGGCUAGCAGCAGCUAUUGUCACGCCUACCUUGGAUAACAUGAAGCAAGCCGCACAGCGCUGCUCUGCGGCAGCGUCGGAGGCCAGCGUCAGCUGCGUGAGAGCAACGGAGCGACUCGCUCACGCGCGUCUGCGCCUGGAGACCAGGGUGAGGCCAUCUGCAGCAAUAUCAAGCGCCGCUGGACUGGCGAGCUGGCCGUCUCAGCCCAGUUUCAGACGCGCGACGCAUGCGCGCGAACCGCAUCUGCGCCGCGCCGCUGCGUCCGCGCGCUCCUCGGGAGGCGGCUCCGAGCUGCCGCAGGACUGGACACAGGUGGUGUCGUGGGCGCGGGAGGAGUUCCGGCGCUGUGUGGGCUCGCCCGGCCCCGGACCCAGCCACCUGCCCGACAGCGGCGUGCACCUGGCCAAGGCCUGCCUGCUGGUGGCCCUGGAGGAGGAGGCGGCCCGCAGCGGCGACGGCGUGCACCCCGAGCUGACCGAGCUGGUGGCGGCCAUGACGCAGCUGAGGCCUCGCUCCACCUCCAGCGCCAGCACCUGGUCGGGCGAGCGGCUGGAGGCGCUGGCGGCAGAGGUGGCGGCGGUGCUGGACGGCGCGCUGGAGGAGCGGGCGGCGCUGGAGGGGCUGCAGCACGCGGCGGCGGCCAUGGCGGCGGCGGAGCGGCGGCGCGAGGAGUCGGAGCGGCGGGCGGCGCAGGGCCUGCCGCCGCUGGAAGACGAGGACGAGGAGGAAGAGUGGGAGGGGGAGGGCGAGGGCGAGGAGGCAGAGGGCGGGCAGCGGCAGGGCGGCGCGGCAGGGGGCUUUGGGCGAGGCGGCCAGGCGCGGGGUCUGGAGCGGGUGCGGUGGGGGACGGGGACGGGGUCUGGGUCGGAGUCUGGGGAGGAGCAGGCGGUGACGCCGCAGCCCUCGCCCUCCGCUGCCUCGGAUGAAGACUCCGUGGCGGCGACAGGCAGUAGCAGCAGCGGCCGCAGCGGCAGCGGCAGUAGCGCCCCGAGUGCCACCGCCAGCCCCAGCCCGGGCUUCGAUUUUGCCAUGGGCACCCCACACAACAGUCCCGGCGAGGGCAGCGCGAGCAACCCCGAACCCGGAUCGGGCGCCGGCGGCAGUAGCAGCAAUCCCAGCCCCGGCGGUGGCGCGAGCAGCACGGAGGCUACUGCCGCCGGCAGUAGCAGCGCCGGCGAAGGCGAAGAUGGCGAGAAGCUGUCUGUGGAGGCGCUGUCGGGCAGCUUUGAUUUCGAGGCGGAGCAGGAACAGCUCCUGGAUCGGAUCCAUUCAAACAAGCCGGGAGCGGUUGGCGGCAGCAGCCGCAGCAGCCGUACAGGCGCGGGCGGUAAGAGCGCAAGUCGGCCGUACUACGGCGCCGCCUGGCCGGUACGGCGGCGGCUGUACGGGCGGCGGCAGGCGCUGUACCGGCGGUACCCCGUACAGACGCUGGCGGCGGUCAACGAGGUGUUGUUUGACCGGCACGGCUACCAGGCCUGCAACCGUUAUGGCGUGCCCAGCGACCACCAGCUGGCGGCGGUGCUGGAGGGCGGCGUGGGCGCCAGUGCGGCGCUGUCCAUACUGUACCUGGAGGUGUGUGAGCGGCUGGGCUUCCCACUGGCGGCGCGGCCCCUGGAGGACGGCCGCUACUUUGUGGUGUGGCCGCUGGAGGCGCCGCUCACAGCCGACGGCCAGCGCUUCCUGGUGGACCCCUACGGCCGCGGCGGCCUGCUGCUGCUGCAGGAGGUGUGUGAGAUAUUCGGUGUGGAGGAGUCGUCGCUGUUGGAGCGGCCCGCCUCCCGCCGCCAGCUGCUGGCGGCGCUGCUGGGCGAGCUGCGCGACGCGCACUGGGCGGCGGCGGCUGGCUGCCCGCCCAACCCCGGGUCCAUGACGCCGCUGAGCGCCGCCAGUGCGCUGGAGAACAAGGUCCAGGUGCCCGGCAGCGGCGUGCGUGCGGCCUCGCUGCGGCGGGCGCUGGCGGCGGCGGAGAAGCGCCUGUGGCUGCUGCCCGACGACCCUGAGGCCCAGCUGCAGUACGGGCUGCUCAUGUACUUCUCACGCCGCUACGACGACGCCUGGAUAGAGCUGUCCCUGUUCCUGGAGCGCUUCGCGCCUUCGCCCGCACCGCCGGUUUCGGACGUGCCUAGCAGCACCAUCAGCACCAUCAGCAGCAGCAGCAGCAGCAGCAGCAGCAGCAGCGGGGGCAGCAGCGGAGCAACUAGCUCGCACGCGGACGGCACCGCUGCGGCCGCCAGCCCUGACGUUGCUGCCGCUGGGAGCAGCGCCGCCGCAGGAGCGGCAGCAGCAGGGUUAGGAUCUUCGGCGGUGGCAGUGGGUGUGGUGGUGCAGACGGAGCAGGAGGGCAGGUGGGAUCAGGAGGAGGCGGGCCGGCGGGAAGCGCGCGGCGACAACGGAAGCGUCGACGCGUUCGAAGCGCGAGCUCGUACUCUGGACUCGGAACUUCCCAACGGAAAGGGCAGCAGCAGCGGUAGCAGUAGCCAUGGCAGCAGCAGUAGCCAUGGCAGCAGCGAGGCCGGGCUCGACAGCAACACCGGCAGCAGCAGUAAUGGAGACAUCAAUGGCAGUAGUGCCGUCGGGGAAAUCGGUGACUUGCACCAGGCUGUAGCAGCCAGCUUGGAGCAGCAGCAGCUGCAGGUGGCGGGCGGCGAGGCUGGGGGCAGCGCGGUGCCGGUCAGUGCCUCCUCCUCUUCAGGUGGCGAUAUCAGCGGCAGUAGCGGCAGUGGCAGUAGCAACAGUGGCAGUAGCAGCAGUGGCAGUGGCAGUAGCGCUAUGGUGCAGCAGGUGCGGCUGCUGGUCGAGAAGAUUCGUCUCGAGCUCGAUUUUGCUCCCGCCGUGCCGCCGCGGCUCUCAAGCGGUGGCACGUGAUUGAUCUGCGUGACGUGCCUUACACUGAGAGUAUCCUUUGCACUGUGCGGAAUGGCACUGAAAGACACAAUAGGGGGGUGGCUGGGGCGUUUUCCUUGGGCAGCCGCGGGCGGAUCAACAUCCAGGAUGUUCGAACUAGACCAAUUUUGGUGUGUGGUUUUGUACGUGUCUCUGCGUUUAUCUCGCCCUCCGAUCAGCAGCUACGAGCGUGUGCAGACAUUUCAUGUUCACACACCAGUGAUGGUCAGGGUUGGUGACGGGUGAGCUGUUGAUUGAAUGUUUAGCAGCUUCAAGCACACGAGAGGGAGCCCACGUGGCGGAUUUAUUGUGUGGUGCGGUGUCGGGUCAAGCUUUGUUAAUGCCGUACGUGUCACUCGUUUGUUCCAUUCCUGUUUGGCUGUGUGUGGGGGUGGGGGCGGGCGGAGGACGGUAGUCACGCGAUAGCGAACACGAGCAAAUGCAAAACCUAGGAGUCAGGGGAGCCUGAUAGCAGUACUUGCUGGGAAUGCGGUACGGAACAAGCAUGAUAGACUGAUCGAGAAUACAACUUCAAGGUUCCACGGCAUGAUAAAUUGCCCAUACCGAGCAACACCGAGUGGUGCGAGGUCCGGAAAAAGAAAGGUUGUCCUCAAGGUAGAUGUGUGAGUGUGACAGGGAAGGGGAGUGUGACGUGGGCGCCUGACGUGCGGCUACGCUGCGUGUCAGGUGCUGGCAGUGCGUAGCCUGCAGUGGACCACAAAAACACCUGUUCGUUUGCAAGAGGCGUGUGGGAUAGCUGUAAGAAAGCUUUGCUUGAGCAUGGGCUGCUCAUCGAGGAACGACGCCGUUGCUUGAUCCGGAAGGUGGGAAGCUCCGCACACGCUUGUCCCGUGCGACCUCAAAGGCUGGACUUGGCCCCUUGUCCUCUCUGUA